Messenger RNA from Cynara cardunculus var. scolymus (artichoke), 3067 nucleotides. RefSeq lists its product as uncharacterized. Lineage: Eukaryota; Viridiplantae; Streptophyta; Magnoliopsida; Asterales; Asteraceae. Bases 266 to 2995 code for a protein of 909 amino acids. The record is from RefSeq and is a predicted model, not a curated record. Gene Ontology annotation, molecular function: DNA binding; protein dimerization activity. The transcript is spliced from 7 exons.
UAUGUUGUAGGAGUGCAUGAUUUGGCUGUUACAGUUAAGCAUAUAAUACUGUUACAUAUUCAAAGAAUACAAUCCAUCAAACGACCAAUGUUUCAUUAGGCUCAGAACAAAAGUGGUUCUCUGGAUUCUUUAUCAUCACAAUAAGGAUAGCAUUUGAGUAUUAGAAGCCAGACAAUGGUACCUUGAUUGUGUCUUUUAGCUUAUUGCCUCUUUGGGGUUAGAACCCUCAUAAUGCCAGUGGACAGCUGAAUUUCUACUUUCCCACAUGGUUGAGGAAAUGGCAUCAUUACGUUCUGGUGGAUUUGUGGAUCCUGGAUGGGAGCAUGGUACUGCCCAAGAUGAGAAAAAGAAGAAGGUGAGAUGCAAUUAUUGUGGGAAAGUAGUUAGUGGUGGGAUAUACAGGUURAAGCAACAYUUAGCUCGAGUGUCUGGGGAAGUGACGUAUUGUGAAAAGGCUCCAGAAGAGGUUUGCCUAAAAAUGAAAGAGAASUUGGAAGGAUGUCGUAUUGGUAAGAAACCGAAGCAAAUUGAAUAUGAUGAACAAGCAUAUCUGAAUUUUCCUUCUAAUGAUGACGUUGAAGAGGAAGAGCACAAUGCAUACAGGAACAAAGGAAAGCAGCUGGUAGGGGACAAGGGUUUGGUUAUAAAUAUGGCUCCUCUUCGGUCAUUAGGAUAUGUUGACCCUGGGUGGGAACAUGGAAUUCCUCAGGAUGAGAGGAAGAAAAAGGUUAAAUGCAAUUACUGUGAUAAAAUAGUUAGUGGUGGGAUUAAUCGCUUUAAGCAACACCUAGCUAGAAUACCUGGCGAAGUCGCACCUUGUAAAAGUGCUCCUGAGGAASUCUAUCYGAAAAUAAAAGAGAAUAUGAAAUGGCAUCGUACUGGAAGGAGGCAUAGGAGACCUGAAGCUAAGCAAACGUCAGCAUUUUAUAUGCACUCAGAAAAUGAAGAUGAAGAGGAUGAGCAAGAGGAAGAUGAUGUACAUCUCAUGAGCAGUGAAAAGCUAUUACUUGGAGAUAAARGAUUUUCCAGUGAUUCAAGAAGAGUAGUCAAAGGGAUAUCUCCUGGUAUUGGAACAGAACCGUUGUCCAAGAAACCAAAAUUUGAGACUGUUGUUCUGCAGUCGCCAAAGGGUCAGAUAUCAGCAUCUUCCAAGCAGGGCACAAUCGUGUCAACGAAAAUAUCACGAAAGGAGGUCAURUCUGCAAUUUGCAAGUUCUUUUAUCAUGCUGGAGUUCCCACACAUGCAGCACAAUCACCCUACUUCCAUAAGAUGCUGGAGAUGGUGGGUCAAUAUGGUCAAGACUUACCAGCUCCCCCAAGCCGUAUGUUGUCAGGUCGGUUUCUUCAUGACGAAAUCUUAAUCAUCAAAACCUACCUGGCAGAAUAUAAAGCCUCUUGGGCAGUCACUGGUUGUUCUAUAUUGGCUGAUAGUUGGAAAGAUGCASAGAGUAGGACAUUAAUCAACAUUUUGGUUUCCUGYCCUCGGGGUGUGCACUUUGUUUCUUCAGUUGAUGCAACUGAAUUUGUUGAAGAUGCACCGGCUUUAUUCAAAUUUCUUGAUAAAGUUWUGGAUGAGAUGGGCGAGGAAAAUGUUGUGCAGGUUAUCACGGAAAACACACCCAGUUAUCAAGCGGCUGGAAAGAUGCUUGAGGAAAAACGACAAAAUUUAUUUUGGACUCCUUGUGCUGCUUCUUGUAUUGAACAAAUGCUCGAAGAUUUUGUAAAAAUAAAAUGGGUUGCAGAAUGUAUAGAGAAAGGACAAAAAAUUACAAAGCUUGUAUACAACCAAAUCUGGUUAUCAGAUUUAUUGAAAAGAGAAUAUACAGGGGGACAGGAGCUGCUGAGAGCAUCUUUUACCCGUCAUGCUUCAAGUUUUCUAACGUUGCAAAGCUUGAUGGACCACAGGGUUGCUCUCAAACGAUUGUUUCAGUCCACUAAAUGGCUGUCAUCUCGAGUUUMWAAAYGUGAGGAGGGUGAAGAGGUGGAAAAAAUUGUAAUGAAUGCUACAUUUUGGAAGAAGGUGCAAUAYAUUAGGAGAUCAGUGGACCCUAUUCUGGAAGUGCUUCAAAAGAUCAACAGUGAUGAGAGCCUCUCAAUGCCAUCUAUAUACAAUGACAUGUACAGGGCAAAACUUGCCAUAAAAACCAACCAUGGUGAUGAUGCCCGCAAAUAUGGCAACUUCUGGAGUGUAAUAGACAAUCAUUGGAAUUCAUCUCUCAAUCAUCCUUUGUAUCUUGCUGCUUACUUUCUGAAYCCAUCGUACAGAUAUCGACCUGAUUUUGUUCCACAUCCAGAAGUUGUCCGUGGACUAAAUUCAUGCAUUGUUAGGUUUGAGCCAAACAAUGCACGAAGGGUGUCAGCAUCAAAGCAGAUAUCAGAUUUUGGGUCUGCAAAAGCUGAUUUCGGAACUGAUUUGGCUAUUAGUACGCGAACAGAACUUAAUCCAGCCGCUUGGUGGCAACAACAUGGCAUAAACUGCUUGGAGCUGCAACAGAUUGMUGUACGCAUAUUGAGUCAAACAUGCUCGUCUUUUGGCUGUGAGCAUAAUUGGAGCAUAUAUGAUCAGUUUCACAACCAGAGGCACAACCGCCUGGGACAGAAACAAUUGAAUGACUUUACCUAUGUUCACUACAACUUACGACUCAGGGAACGCCAAAUAAGGAAGAUGCCAUAUGGUUCAGCUUCGCUUGAUAGCAUUCUGAAAGAGAAUGUAUUGCAUGACUGGAUUGUAAAGCCAGAAAAACAAGCAUAUCAAGAAGACGAGGAGGUUUGUAGUGAAAUGGAACAAGGCGAUGCAUAUGAGAAUGGGUUGCUGGAAUAUGAAGAAGGAAAUGGAGAGAGUAGGAAGGGAUCAUUGCAGCUGAUGACACUAACAGACAUAGAGCCAUUAGAUGCUCAUCCGCUUAACAAUAUUGGGGGUGAUGAUGAAGAUGAAGAUGAUGAAGGUGAUGAUGAUGACCUCAAUUUCCUGGGUGAUGGUUUCAGUGAUUCAUAGAUAUCUAUAUAAAAGAGUUAUAGGAUGAGUAAAUGGCUGCCUUGUUUAUCAGUAGUAAUGCAAAAUGACGAU